CUCAUUAGUCAGUAACUCAUUGACAAUUGACAGUAGCGACUUUGACAAUUGUUUGUGUUGUUGGAGCUUCCUCAGACUUGGAAACUUACGAAAAUUGAAAUUUAGAAACGACAUUUACACAUAUAUACAUUGAGAAUUUUGGCUUAGAUAAGUAACAUAUUUCUCAAUAUGGCAAAUUUUAAUAACCCUAAUGAAUAUGCCUGGCAAAAUCAAACUAAUAACCAAAACUAUUCUUUCAACAUGUCGAAUAAUUUCGGUGAUGCCGCUCAAACUUUGGAUUUUCAGACCUUCCCGACGGACCAACAAAAUUAUUCCUUCGAUCAAACACAAGGGAAUAUGCCCGCAAACAACAACCAGUACUACAAUCCAAACAUAUUUACCCCAGCGCCAAUACCAGGAGAUGCUCCCGGAGAAACAACUGAUUUUGAUGAACCCCCGCUUUUGGAUGAACUAGAAAUAUACCCAGAUAGAAUUUUAGAAAAAACACUAGCUGUUCUUAACCCUUUCCAUGGGCAAUCAAAAGCUGACGAUGCCACAUUCUUAUUGAGAGACACUGAUAUUGCAGGCCCAAUAGCAUUUUGUUUAGCUCUAGCCAUUUGUUUAUUUUUGGCAGGAAAUAAGGCACACUUUGGUUAUGUAUAUGGGCUAUCUGUUAUGUCUGUUAUAUUGAUGUACUUUUUGUUGUCACUUAUGAGUCGCUCAGAAGGAGUGUUUACAAUACUCAGUGUAGCCAGUGUGCUUGGUUAUUGUAUGUUGCCAAUGGUCGUAUUAGCUGGAUUAGGAAUUUUUAUCUCCCUUGAAGGCACAAUAGGAUUAACUCUGUCUGCAAUUGCAGUAAUUUGGUCAGCCCUUUCGGCUAGCAGGCUGUUUGUAACUAUGUCAGGAGAUGCAGAACAGAGACCGCUCAUAGCCUACCCGUGCGCAUUAGUGAAUGGAGUGUUUGCAUUACUAGUAUUGUUUUAAUAUAAUUGAUAACAAUAGUGAUACUAAUAAAUAUCUAUGAAAUAAUUAUCAUUAUUGUGUUGAAGUUUUAUACAACCUAUCAUUUUAUAUUUUAAUACUCAUCCUAUGUUAUUGAUUUAAAUAGUAAUAUAUCCAGCUUGUAUCAUAACUUAGUGAGGCUAAGAAAAGUGCUUUUAAUUUUGUUUGUGUUAGCAAUGAAGUAUUUAAUUAUGUUUGAAAUUAUUCCAUAUGUAUUAUAUAUUAUUUAAAAAAACAUUAUUAUGAUGGGUAAUUGUAAAAUUCUACAAACAUUUACAUAGCAUAAUAGUGAUAUCACUAAUCUAUUAGUUGUAUGAGUCUGAUUCCUAUCCCAUUAAAUUUUAUUCCCAAACUAGGUAUUUUAUAAUAAAAAUGAAUUAUUCUCUAAUAUGAAAAUGAAUCUUGCACCUACAGAUUAGUUUUUUUUUGUGGCGUACUAUGAGAAAGAAAUAAUUAAAACAAUGAACAAAAAUAAAUAUGGAAUUUCUUUAUUUUCAAAUAUUUUGUUCAAUCAAUUUCUAGAAAUACAAUAAAUAUAUAAUUGUACAUGUUUCUGUCAAUGUGGUAUAUAGGUAAUCUGUGUUGGCACCCUACAACUUUUAAGUACAUACAUACUGUUAAUUGUAUCUUUAGUUGGUUUUUUUAAUGAUAACCUACCAUGACCUUCAUAAAAUUAUCAUAUGUGUAAAUACUAUCUUAAAUUUAAAUAACAAGGACAGAGGUCUCACAUAUGACAAACCAGUAUACUGAUGAAUUGCCAAACUUAUGUUUACAUCCAAUUCAAGACUUUAUCAUUGCCUACAUGCAUAUGUAGGAGAAGGUAUAUACCUUCUCUUGCCUUAAGCCAAUUAGUCAUCAUACCUACAUAAUAUGUAAACAGUAUUGGAAAAUGGAGGUACUAAUUAUAUUUAUUUGGCCCAUGUU
This is a messenger RNA of Manduca sexta (tobacco hornworm), 1905 nucleotides long. It is a transcript of the gene Yip1d1, whose product is annotated as protein YIPF5. Bases 169 to 963 code for a protein of 264 amino acids. Gene Ontology annotation, biological process: vesicle fusion with Golgi apparatus; endoplasmic reticulum to Golgi vesicle-mediated transport. The record is from RefSeq and is a predicted model, not a curated record. Lineage: Eukaryota; Metazoa; Arthropoda; Insecta; Lepidoptera; Sphingidae. The transcript has 2 exons. Gene Ontology annotation, cellular component: trans-Golgi network.